CCAAGAGGGGACCCGUCGACAAAGAAAUAAGAGAAUCCAACUUUAUAAUCAAACACGAAAUUCACAAUACACAUCCACUGUAUUCUCCUCUUUUAUGUGUCUGAGAGAGAGGCAACAAAGCAACAGAACACACAUACAGAUAUAUAUUAUAUAGAGCAUAAAGUAUGAGUAGAAAGGAAUACACAGUACCGAAGGGUGAUUUAUGGGGGCACUUAAGACAAGCAGAGAAAGUUGGAGAAGAAACUGAAGGAAACAGAAGGUCGUCGCAUGUGCACGACCAUCAGAAGUCCUACAAUCAUCUUGUCUGCAUGUCAAAUUAUGAUAUCACCGAGCUGGGAUGGGAGAAUGGCCAGCCAUUAAUGCAUGAACAUGUGGGGAUCCUUCCAGCUGUUCCAGAUUCAAAAACCACAUGGGAUAGGACCGACGAUACACUUGAGUCCAUUGUUCAUCAAGCUACAUACCCGAAUGUAAACUUGCCUGAAUUUGAUCAUCACCUGAAUCAAAAUCAUCAAUUGACAAACAAGAACUCCAUUGUCACACCCUCUACCAGAAUAUGGGGCGAAAAUUCCAACCACGUAGAAAUGAGUCCCCCGGUGUACACCAAGAAGCGGGUCCAAUCAUCAGAACACUCAGAUCAAUGUAGAGGAAUGAAUAACUUGACCAUUAGUCACCAGAAUCACGCUGAUAAAAGGCCAUGUGGCAGUGGCAAUGCAACCUUUGCUAAAAACAAUGAUGCAACUAUGAUGACAUGGGCUUCUCUCGAAUCUCCUAGGAGCAUGAGAUCGAAAACUAAGCCUGUGGAUGAGGAUUCAGCUUGCCAUGCUGGAUCAGAAAUUCCAGAUGAAGAGCCUGUGAACAAGGGUGAAACAGCUCCAUCCCACUCAAGUAAACGAAGCAGAGUAGCUGCUGUUCAUAAUCAAUCAGAAAGGAAACGUAGAGACAGGAUCAACCAGAAGAUGAAAACUCUGCAGAGGCUGGUGCCUAAUGCAAAUAAGACUGAUAAAGCUUCGAUGCUUGAUGAGGUAAUCGAGCACUUAAAACAACUUCAAGCACAAGUUCAGAUGAUGAGUUCUAGAAAUAUACCCCAUAUGAUGAUGCCUCUAGGAAUGCAGCAACAGCUACAGAUGUCUCUUCUUGCACGGAUGGGAAUGGGUGCUGCCCCGGGGUUGAAUUUUGGGUCGAUGCUUGACAUGACUAACAUAGCUCGAACUGCAUCUCAACCUCAUCCUUCCUUAAUCCACCCUAACUCUGCCACCACAGCGGUUACUCCCACAUUUAUUCCGCCACAGUUUAUGUUUCCACCCAUGAUUUCCAGACAAGUCCAGUCACAAGCAAACAUGGUUCAGGAAGCUACAGGCACCAAUCCUGUCCCAUUCAGUGAUCCAUACAGAGCACUGCUGACGCAAUCCAUGAAUAUGGAACUCAACAACAAGAUGGCUGCAGCGGUCUAUCAGCAACAACUUAAUCAGGCAGCACAGACAACAAAUGGCACUUCAAACCCAAAACAUGUACAAAGAGAAUGAUGUAAACUACUUUUAUUUACAAUCUAUCGCGAGGAAUUACUAUAUGUAUGUUAAACUAGAAGCAUCCUCAGCAGUUUUGGGAUAUAUAGACCAUUACAUAUA
This is a messenger RNA of Daucus carota subsp. sativus, 1625 nucleotides long. RefSeq names its product transcription factor PIF7. Gene Ontology annotation, cellular component: nucleus. The record is from RefSeq and is a predicted model, not a curated record. Lineage: Eukaryota; Viridiplantae; Streptophyta; Magnoliopsida; Apiales; Apiaceae. The coding region runs from base 165 to 1523 and encodes 452 amino acids. Gene Ontology annotation, molecular function: protein dimerization activity. The transcript is spliced from 6 exons.